CGCCUCGACCGGAAGGGGGCGUGUUGUCAGUUUUGUAGCUCGCCGGCUAACUGCAGGCUAAAGUUUCACUUUCUGCCGCCGAGGAGCAACCCGCCGCUGGAGGGACAGCGAUUCCCGGGAAACGAAACCAGAACCGGUUCUCCUUUUACCGGAGGACGUCCAGGUCACAGAUGCGCCCUUGUGUCCGGCUUAGCAGUUUGUGUUAAAGUUUAUUUUUUAUUUAUUUAUCCGUUUCCUCCUCCUCCAAACCGUCGCUCUCCUCAGCUAGCUUUAGCGGCUAGCUCCCCCCCGCUAGCAUGGACAGCGGCGGAAACAUGCAGAGCAGAGAGGAGCGAAGCGCGGAGAAACUGAUGGACAACUACCUGAAGUCGAUCGGUUUCCACCGGAAGAAGAUCGCCAAGGACGGGUCGUGUUUGUUCCGCGCCGUGGCCGAGCAGGUGCUGCACUGCCAGAGCCUCCACACCGAGGUACGGGCCCAGUGUGUGGAGUUCCUGAGGCGGAACCGGGACAGCUACGAGGCGUUCAUCGAAGGAGACUUUGAGGAGUACCUCUGCAAGCUCCAGGACCCGCAGCAGUGGGUGGGAGAGGUGGAGAUCAACGCGCUGGCCGUCAUGUACAAGAGGGACUUCCUGAUCUUCCAGGAGCCUGGCAAGCCGGCCGUGAACAUCACUGCCAACAACUUUAAAGACGAAGUGCGGCUGUGCUUUCUGAACGGGAAUCACUACGACAGCGUUUACCCCGUCAGCCGCAUCAAGAACGCCGCUCUCUGUCAGUCCGUCCUCUACGAGCUGCUGUACGAAGGCGUCUUCAAGGUGGACCGCCACUCGCUGGGUCCGUGCCAGAGGGUCGGUCGGCCCAUGGACCUGCUGAGCGACGACUGCAUGGCGUUCUGCGCCAGCAGCGACGAGUCCGACCUGGAGAACGAGGAGCCGCUGUGGGUGGAAAACGGAGGCGUGUCGUCUUCCCCCAGACCCAGCAGCAGCUACAGGGGCCGGGGCCGAGGCCGCGCGCUGCCUGAGAGGGUGAGGCGCUCCCUGAACCCCACGCUGCUCCGCAACGUCGACUACGACAUCUGGCACAAGAACAAGAGAGCCCAACAGAAGAUGGACUACUCCAUCGCCGCAGGGAUGCAGUUCUCUGCGGGGGAUCGCUGCCAGGUCCGCCUGGAGAAGGGCCGCACCUACAAGGCCACCAUCAGAGAGGCGGCGGCCGAGAACGGCCGCGUGACGGUUUACGUGGAGGAGCUGGGGGAGAAGCAGGUACCCCUGUGGAGCCUCCGGCCAAUCAGCGAGGAGAACAGCUGGACCACCGUCACCAACCGCGACAAGAGGCUGAGCAACGGACACGGAGACUGGGAGGCCCGGGGAAGAGGCCGAGGAAGAGGGAAGUCCAUCCCGGCAGCAGCAGCCUCCUCCUCCUCCUCCUCCUCUGUUUCCCAGGCAGCCACGGUGGGCUCCAGUGGGCGCGUGCAGAAGCAGCACUCAUGGCCCCCCCAGGCCACCGUAGAGGAGCAGGGAGGGCCCAAGUCCAGCAGGAAGUCGCUGGGCGCCACAGAGCCGUACUUUGGUCUAACGGAGAAGGAGCGCUUGGCCAAGCAGGAGGAGGAGAUGAACGUGGCGCUGGUGGAGAUCCAGCUCCGGGACGAGGAGAGCUUCCCUGCCCUCGGCAGUCAGGCUGCGGCUCAGGCUGACGCCGGCAGGAAGAAGAGCGCAGAGAAGAGGCGGCCCCAGAGAACCAAGGCUAAGAGUCCGGUGGAGGACGUGGCAGGCGACAGACCUACGUCCUCCUCCCCACCUCCUGCACCUCCGCCCAGCGCUCCUCCUGCCGUCAAACCCGCUGCUAGCUCCGACCCGGCCGGCCGGAGCCAUCCGAAUGUAAACAUGGCCGCCGCUCCAGGCUCCGCCUCCGUUCUGCCGCCGGCCCGUGCCGCCGAGGAGCCCGGACCGGACGGCGAGUCCUACGCCUCCGCUGCCACCGUGCCCCUCUCCCCUCCGCCGGGCAUCAAGCCGCCCGCCCCGUCCUCCGCCAGCCUCUUCUCCUUCAUCACCCUGGUCCUCCCCGCCGCUUCCUCGGCUCCGCCUUCGUCUUCCUCGCCCGCCGCCUCUCCUCCGACCUUCAUCGCUCCCAUCGCUCCGAGCCCGACGGCUGCCCAGGGCUUCAAGCGGCCCUUCUCCCCCCUCGCCUCCCUGCCCCGCUCUCCCAGUCCCACGUCUUCCUCGACGGUCCCGCCUCCUGUUCAGGUCCAACAAGCUCCGCCGGCCCAGACAAACGCUUUGCCAAAGAUUGAGGAGAGUCUGCCAGGAAGUCAGGCUUCACAAAGUGGGACGUCCGUCUCUCCGGAGCCGACCAAAGCUCCGGUUCCCCAGGAGGAAAAAUCGACCCAACAAGAGGCCCAGACCCAAAGUCAACCUUCUGAGCCGCAGAGCCAAGCCCAGACGCCCCAGACUGAGGCCCGGGCCUCGGACCACCAGCCCCACGCUGACGUGGCUGCAGAGCCUCAAACACUCCCCCAGACUGAGGGCUCCCCCCUUCAGUCCCCACCUCCAGAGGCUCCCCAGUCCGCCAGCACCGAGAGCAGAGAGGAGCCUCCGCCUCAGAGGUCUGACUCUCCUCCUCCUGCUGCUGCCUCCCUGCAGCAACACCCCCCCAGUCUUCCCAGUCUCCCCCAGUUACACCCUCAGUUUCUUCACCCUCACUCCAUCCCCGGGGCCGUCCCCCUGCAGCAGAUGUCCCAGCUCUGCCAGGACCCCCUCUACCCCGGCUUCCCCCAGGGGGAGAAAGGAGAGGUCGCCCAGAUCCCUCCGUACUCGUCCAGCGAGUCUGGAGACGACCUGCCCAAAGAGGUCAACAUAUUGAGAUUUUUCUUCAACUUGGGCGUCAAGGCGUACUCCAUGCCCAUGUUCGCCCCCUACAUGUACCUCUUCCCCCUGCAGCAGUACUACACCAUCCAGCUCAAGCCCCAGACCCACCCCCCGUCCCCCCACUACCCCAGCCCCAGCCCGCCGGCCAAGCUGCAGGAGGCUUACCAGCCCAACCCGUACCCUCCGCCUUCGGCCUCCCCCCAGUACGACCACCAGACCCCCCCGGCUGAGCCCCCUCGCCCCACCGAGCCCAACUUCACCCAGAUUCCUUACCAGGGGGUUGCCCAGCCUCCCCCACAGAGGAUGCCCUGCGCCUCGUUGCCGUGGCAACAGGUGCCCCCACCCAGAAACCCCCCGUGCACGGUCGGGUAUCCCUCGCCGCCCCCGCCAUACUCCAACCUCGCCCCCUCCUCUCAGGCGUACCACCCAGGACAGCCCCCGGUGCACUCGGUGUACCCCCCGGCUGCAGCCCCCUACCCCGCCUUCUCCCUGAGAUAUCAGCCGUCGUCGGCGCCUGAGGAGCUCCAGGUGAGCGCGAUGGAGCAGCUCCAGGCCGCCAACGCGGACCACAUCCACGGCCACAGCCACGUCAGACUCCUGGGUCCUCUGGAGACUCCCCCCGCCGCCAGCAUGGCUAACACUAGCAGCGGCAGAAGCAUCGUGGUCACCAACAACUACGCUUAUAACCCAGCGUUUUCCCCAUCAGCCAUGAAGAAGGAGGGCGGAGAGGGUCUGACCCGAACGGUGCUGCUGGUGGACCCCCCACUCAACAACAAGCCUAUACUCGCCGUGGUGUCCGACCCUGACGACGCCUCGCUAAGGUCCGGCUGUAACCCCGGCUCUCCGUCGACCUACCGAGGCGCCCGCAAACACUUAACCAGCACCAAACCCUACGUCAUGCCCGGCACUCACGAGCCCGGCCAGCUGGUGUACUCGCCGGCCGGGCUCAGCAUGCCGGAGCCCCAGUCGGUGGCGUGCGGCACCGAGGACGACUACGAGGCGGAUGCCUUCCCCAUGAACUACGCUGGGCAGAGGAAGCCCUACAGGGGGCGAGGAGGACGGGGGAGGAGCAGCUACGACCCGGGGAGGGGGGGCCACAGGCGGCGACACGGGGACCCGGGGGCGGGGAUGGGGGCGGGGACUCAUUACUUUAGCUCCUCCUUCAGGGGCCGGGGGCGGGAGAGGGGGUACUAGCUUCAGCCAAUAAGGGAGGAGGAUAUAAAAACGCCUGGUUGUCUGUAAAAUCACAAACACUAUGAGGUUUUUUUGUUCUGCCUUCGUUCUGCAUGUACAAUCUGAAGUUUACAUCUGAACGGUUGAAUGUAAAAAAUUAAAACGUUGAGCUCACAGUGCUGGAAAUGUCGGGACGUGCGUCCGUUUGGACCACCAUAGGAAUUUGCUCUGUGUUUAAGGCCUUUUCUGUUUUUCCCCUCAUGUUUAAUACGAAGCACUGCUGCGUCUCUCCACUCAAACAAAUACCGCUUCCUUUCAUAACUACAAUUUACGACAGUCUCCUGUCACUUGAACGCACCGUAAGGCCUGGACUAGUGGAGGAACAGGGGGUUGUGUUUUGGUGUGAGAAGCUCUGGAUGCGUCUGCGGGGGUUCUGCUUUUACUCAGCGCUGUGUGUGUGUGUGUGUGUGUGUGUGUGUUUGUUAUGCUGCUGGUUUCAUCUUCACUCUAGAUCUACGUCUAACCCCUGAGGAAUCAGUGCCUUAAGUUUGCUACUUUUAUUUUGGUGAGAAACACUGCUGUACAGAACAAAGAAUGUCUGCCUUGGAUUUUUCUAUGUGGUUAAAUAAAAGUUUGGUUCAAA
This is a messenger RNA of Fundulus heteroclitus (mummichog), 4677 nucleotides long. It is a transcript of the gene otud4, whose product is annotated as OTU deubiquitinase 4. The transcript is spliced from 21 exons. Gene Ontology annotation, biological process: regulation of protein K48-linked deubiquitination; negative regulation of toll-like receptor signaling pathway; protein deubiquitination. Lineage: Eukaryota; Metazoa; Chordata; Actinopteri; Cyprinodontiformes; Fundulidae. Gene Ontology annotation, molecular function: cysteine-type deubiquitinase activity; K63-linked deubiquitinase activity. Bases 297 to 4055 code for a protein of 1252 amino acids. The record is from RefSeq and is a predicted model, not a curated record.